Agrilus planipennis (emerald ash borer) is the source of this 1282-nucleotide messenger RNA. RefSeq names its product solute carrier family 25 member 35-like. The coding region runs from base 288 to 1232 and encodes 314 amino acids. The record is from RefSeq and is a predicted model, not a curated record. Lineage: Eukaryota; Metazoa; Arthropoda; Insecta; Coleoptera; Buprestidae. The transcript has 4 exons.
AAUCAUUACUCAUAAAUGUAUAUUAAAUGUGAGCAAUUAAACAAGAUCGCUUUUGCUGCUACCAUAAGUUAAAAAUGAUGAUGAUUAAUUUUAAACCGAAACAUUAGAAGCACGCUUGCGUAUAGACGUCACGAGUACACUUUUUAAGUAGGUGGAAGAUAAUUUGGGUAAACACAAAACUGGCAGGAGGCCAAUAUAAUUAGCGAUGCAAUGCAGCGAAGAUACAAAGAGUCUGAAGAAAAUCAAAUGAAUUCAGUUUUUUUAAACAAAAAAAGAACAAAACAAUAAUGGUUGAUGUGACGGAUUUUAUUAUCGGUGGCCUGUCGGCUGGAUGCGCUGGUUUUUUCAGUAAUCCCUUAGACGUUCUAAAAACCCGGAUGCAACUACAAGGAGAAUUAAAAGCAAGAGGUCAGCACGCUGUUCACUAUAAAAACGUUUUUCAUGCGGCCAUCGUUGUGACGAAAAACGAUGGCAUUUUAGGGUUGCAAAAGGGGGUGGUAGCAGCCGUCAUUUUGCAUUCAAUCAGAAACUGUAUUAGACUGGGACUGUACCAGACUGCAUUAAAAAAGGGAAUUCUCACAGAUGAAAAUGGAAAAACUGUUUUCUAUAAGAGUUUCAUCAUCAGUUCCGUCUGUGGAGCUGCAGGCGCCUUCGUGGGAAGUCCCUUAUUCCUGAUAAAAACACAGUUGCAAUCACAAGCCGUUCAACAAAUCGCAGUUGGCUUUCAACACAAUCAUCGUGGAGCGAUAUCAGCAUUAAAAACAAUUUACAGUCAGCACGGGUUGCGUGGUUUAUGGAGGGGAGCGAACGGUACAGUGAUAAGAGCGGUGGCAGGUUCCUCUGCACAGUUAACAUCUUUUCUGAUGGCAAAAGAUGCUCUAAGAGACGUGGCCUAUUUAAAAAACAGACCUUACCUAAUAUCUUUUAUUGCAAGUUUUAUCGGAGGAGUUUUCCAAACGGUCGCUGUCACCCCGUUUGAUCUCAUAUCGACGCGUCUCUAUAAUCAAGGUAUCGAUGCUCAGGGAAGAGGUUUACUGUAUAGCGGAGUUAUUGACUGUUGCGUGAAGGUGUGGAAAACGGAAGGUUUCUUUGGCUUUUAUAAAGGUGUCGGUGCAAAUUACAUGAGACUAGCGCCUCACUCAGUCCUAACGUUAGUUUUCUGGGAUUACUUUAAAGAGUUACACAACGUAUACUUAAGUAAACGAGAAAUAGUAAUUAGGCAAAAGCUGUAGCAGUUGUUAUUGUAAUAAAUGCAAAAAAUUAAAUAAAACAAUAAAAUCUG